Molecule: messenger RNA, 563 nt
Organism: Megalobrama amblycephala (Wuchang bream)
Lineage: Eukaryota; Metazoa; Chordata; Actinopteri; Cypriniformes; Xenocyprididae
Product: cell wall protein DAN4-like
Exons: 3
Coding region: 1-555 (184 amino acids)
Source: RefSeq, a predicted model, not a curated record
AUGAAUAUCGGCACUAAACAGUGGUAUUCUGAGUGCUGUGGCGCUGACUUCUGUAACAAACUAGAUCUUUCAGAACCCAGCACUAUUAUCCCCAAUGGAAAUAAAUGUUACUCUUGUAAAGGACAGAGCUGUACAAACACAGUGUUCUGUUCAGGGUCUGAAGACCGCUGCAUUACAGCCACAGGCAUCUCAGACGUUUUCAAAGGUUGUAUUUCUAAAUCUCUUUGUGAUGGCACAACACCGAUUCCUAAUAUUGUGGACUUCUCAUGUUGUGAGGGGAACCUGUGUAACGGUGCUCAGACUACCACCCCGAUUACCACCCCGAGCACCACCAUGAGCUCCACCACGAGCACCACCCCGAGCACCACCAUGAGCUCCACCCUGAGCACCACCAUGAGCACCACCAUGAGCUCCACCCCGAACACCACCAUGAGCUCCACCACAAAGGUCACCACGAGCGUCGCCCAGAACUCCACGUUUAACAGUGCCAAAAGUGUCUCCCAGAGUUUCCUGUUCCUCUGCUGUUCUCUGCUCUCCUUCUUUUUGCUGCACUGAAUCCAGCA